AGCCCGGGGUUUCUCGACGAGGCCUGGCCCCGUGCAGAUGGCAUUCAUGCAGAACAAGGUCGUGACGGAGGAUAAGAAGGCGCAGGUGGGGUCGAAGGGGAAAGCUUCCACGCUGGCCAUGGUCGUGCAGCAGGACAAGGCGAAAAGCAAAAAGCAGCAGGCUAAAGCCGCGGCUUCGACGAAGGCGACGCAAGGGAAAAAGGUACUUUUAUUUGUUCAACUCCUCGUCCGCGUCUCUCUGUCUGUCGUGUGAAAGAGUGGGUCCUGGACCCCCUCCUGUCCCGCACUAAUUUCAUAUUUCUGUCCUGUUCAGAUUGCGAGUAGAUAUAAUUUUGCGCCAGCACUUUCGUGAUGUUAAUGUUAAUGUAAACCAGGUCCAGGACCUCCAGGACGCGGCAUGUACAACUGAUCUGUCGUGGGGUAAGUACUUCAAACAACUAUAUUCGACGGCGGACUGCUGCCACGGUCAGCUCUACUGUACACCAAGUGUCUUUGGGGUGUCGGGCAGACCGGGGAGCGAGCAACAACACUACACAUGUGUACGUCAAUACGACGCGCCCCUCACAACGGUAUGUGACGGAGCGGGUCAUUUUCCAGUCCGUUCGGGCGGACGAAUUGUGUCUCCGUCGGUGGACCGGCUGGGUUCCACGGCCUCCAGCGCCCCCCAUCUUCAUGUUGAUUAUGCGGAGAAUAGACCGCGGCGGCCCUGUUGUGAGUGUAGCUGUGUUUAA
Molecule: messenger RNA, 731 nt
Organism: Amoebophrya sp. A120
Lineage: Eukaryota; Dinophyceae; Syndiniales; Amoebophryaceae
Source: the annotation of a GenBank genome assembly